This is a messenger RNA of Hemibagrus wyckioides, 1426 nucleotides long. It is a transcript of the gene c1qtnf9, whose product is annotated as C1q and TNF related 9. NCBI's taxonomy places the organism in Eukaryota, Metazoa, Chordata, Actinopteri, Siluriformes, Bagridae. Gene Ontology annotation, molecular function: protein binding. The coding region runs from base 111 to 1136 and encodes 341 amino acids. The transcript is spliced from 3 exons. The record is from RefSeq and is a predicted model, not a curated record.
GCAGAACCGCCACAUUCAUUCCACAAGCUCAGCUGGCUUUCCGUGAAGACCCGAGACAAAGCUCGGAGCUCUUGAUUUGAGACCGUUGGACCUACACAGAUGUGCAAAUCAUGUCCUUUGCCAGAUGUUUUUUUCUAUACCUCCUAGUGGUGGUGGUGGUGGCCUGUGCUGCAGAGCAGGAAAUUUCUGGAAAGAAUCCUAGCUGUGUUUGUGGACACCCGGGAAUACCGGGCAACCCGGGACACAAUGGAAUACCAGGGCGUGAUGGCCGGGAUGGAGCCAAAGGAGAUAGAGGAGAUCCAGGUGAACUUGGGACAUGUGGAGCAGCAGGGAAGGACGGACCAAAAGGAGAUAAAGGAGAACCUGGUGCACCAGGUAUCGAUGGGCUGAAAGGGCGACGUGGUGAGACUGGGGAAAGGGGUCCUCCUGGAAAAAUGGGGCCUCAAGGCUUCUCAGGACCGCUUGGUCUUAAAGGGGUAAAGGGAGAGAUGGGAAUGCCAGGACCUAAGGGUAUCAAAGGUGAUGUAGGUCCAGUGGGACCUCUAGGGCCUCAGGGAAUCAUAGGGCUCCAGGGAGAGAAAGGCUCUCCGGGACCUAUCGGACCUCCGGGAAGACAAGGCCCUAAGGGUGAACUCGGACCUCCUGGCCACAAGGGUAGUCUUGGUUACCGUGGUGAAAAGGGGUUAAAAGGUGAGACUGGAGAAAAAGGUCCUAAAGGAGACAUGCCUGAAAUACCCAAAAGUGCCUUUUCUGUUGGCUUGACCUCACAAAGCAAGCUGCCUGCCAGUAACGCUCCUAUCCGAUUUGACAAAGUCAUCUACAACCAUCAGAAUCACUACAACACCGAGAGUGGACGCUUCACCUGCGCCGUCACCGGAGCUUAUUAUUUCACCUACCACAUCACAGUGUUCUCUAGGAACGUCCGAGUGGCCCUAAUGAAGAACGGCCAAAGCGUCAUCCACACCAUGGACAACUACCAGAACAGUGAGGAUCAGGCGGCCGGGGGCACUGUGCUGCAUCUGGAGGUCGGGGACAAGGUGUGGCUUCAGGUGGCUGGAGGUCAGCUCUUUAAUGGACUCUAUGCAGAUGACGAUGAUGACACAACCUUUUCUGGGUUUCUUCUCUUCGCUGAUUGAAACCAAGAGGAGAUUUCUGGGGAAACAUGUCUAGAUUUAUUCACUGAAAAGAAAUCUGACUUAAUUAAUAAUUUUCCUUUCUUUAUUGAUCCUGAUGUUAACUGUUCCUGAGUCAAGUUUUUAAUCUUAUAUGCAGAAAACUUCUUCUUCUUCUUCUUCUUCUUCUUCUUCUUCUUCUUCUUCUUUUUAUCAUUAUUAUUAUUAUUAUUAUUAUUAUUAUUAUUAUUUUAUUAUUAUUUUAUUAUCACAACACCAUAAACAUAUUCUACAUAAUAAACAUAAUGAUUGUA